GACCUUGCACUUUUACGGUUUGAAGGUUGUGUUCAUCUAUGUGCAAUGCCCGUGUUGAGCCCUCUCGAGUUUCGUGAUUGUGUUGUGGACAGCCCGAAUUUCCGAAAGGCUCUGUCAGACCAUGAGGCGGACUUAAAAAUUGCAAACAAAAAAGUCAAAAGUGUUCUAGUGAACACAAGAAGAGUUUUCGAAGCCAUGGAAUCAUUAAAUCAAGCGCUUAUUGAUUAUGCUGAAUCAUUGAAUGAUUUUUCAGAGUACGCUCAUCAAUCAACUUGUUUAUCCCAAACAGAAAAUGAAGUUUGUGAAACCGAUGAUGAUAUUAUAAUUAAAAAUGCUUUGUCAGUUUAUGCAACUAUCAUUACAAAUGUUGAAGAGGCUAGACGUACUAUGAUUCAACCCAAUAAAGAGCUGGUCUUAACUGAACUAUCGGAAUUACGUUCUCUAUGGUUGGGUGGUCAAAAUACUAAUGUAAAAGCAUUUCAAAAAGAAACUAAAAACUUUUGUCAAUACCUUGAAAAGUAUGCAUCAAUUAAAUCAAAAGAGUUUACAGACGAUAAUGAUGCAAAAAUGCUUCAAGAGCGUAAAAAUUAUAUUACCAAAGCAUUUGAAUACAUAAGCAAUAUAAAUGAAGCGCAUGAAUUGAAAAAAUCCAAAUUUGUUCAAACAGUAAGUUUGAUCAUGAGAAUGUUGUCAAAUUUCUAUUAUCAAGCUUUUGAACAAUUCAAAGAUUCAUCACAUCAAAUUAGUCAGAUACUUCAAGCUGCACAGCGUUCUAGUGAAAAUUAUGAACAAAUUAGUUUAGAAAGUAAAACAUUAACAGACAAACUACUAAAUACACCAUGGGAACAAAUACAAUCAACAAAUUUAGCUGAUACACGUGAAGGUUAUGUAUUUGUUGCUACAAAAAAAGCUGUUAUGACAAUUUGGACAAAAAAUUUCUGUACAUAUAAUCGUAAUAGUAAAAUAUUAAAGCUUACACCCUAUACUCAAUAUCAAGACAAUGAUAAUAAUACCGAAAUAUUGAAUGUCAUCUCGUGUAGAAGACGAUCAAAUGAUUCCAUUGAUAGACGUUGGUGUUUUGAUAUUGAAGUAUCAAGAAGAUCGACUCCACUUACUUUACAAGCACAAUGCUUGGAUGAUCUUCAUGAAUGGCUUCUUGUAAUGGAUGGAAAAGAGCCAAUUUAUGAAGAUAGACGUGUAUGCCUCCAUGAAUCAGAUAAUAUUCAAUUAAACGAUAAAACUUAUGAAUUUCUGCUCAAUUUAAUUCAUGCAAUUGAAAAAAAUGGUAUUCAAGUUGAAGGAAUCUAUAGAACAUGUGGGGUAAAAUCUAAAGUUGCCAGUCUGAUUAAACAAGCUCUAUCUCCAUCAGGAAUAUCCAAGACGACUUUAUCAAAUUAUGAAUUAUGCGUUUUAACUGGUGCAUUAAAAAGUUUUAUUCGACAAUUAGAAACUCCAAUUAUGACAUUUCAAUUACAUGAUUCUUUCAUGUCUGCAAUGAAACGAGAUAAUGCUUAUCGAUUAACAGAGCUUAGUGCAUUAUUGAAAUUGUUACCACCAGAAAAUCAACGUACUUUAGACUUAUUGAUUAAGCAUUUAUCAAGCGUUGCUGCCUACAGUCAAAUGAAUCACAUGAACCCAAGUAAUCUAGGUAUUGUAUUCGCACCAUCAUUAUUUCGUUCACGUGAAGAAUCUGUCGCUGCGAUUAUGUCAACAAAAUUCGCUUCAACUGCUGUCGAAUUAAUGAUUAUUAAUUAUUCAAGUUUAUUUCCAAUACAUUCAUCAAAUAUUCUUCGACCAAUAGCUCAGUUAUCUUUACCAUUAUCUACCGCUCCAGUUGUUGUGGAUGAUAGAAAUGGAACUAUGAGUGAAAUUACCAAUACCACUCAUAAUUCUAUCAGUAGUAUAUUUAAUAGUAAUAGUACUGCUACUAAUAUGGAAAAAUAUAACCAUAUUAAAAAUGGUGAAAAUACUAUAGAACCAGUGUAUACUACACCGCUUAUUGGCUAUCCUUUUCAGUUGACCAAUUCAAUAUUGGAUCGGUAGGUUUAAGUUUUAUUAUUAUGAGUAGUAUUAAUAGUAGUAUGUGGUAUACAAUAAGCAAAUCGGUUUUUUUCUGCUUCUUUCAUAAUAUUUUUUUCUAUUUGCACUUUUGCUAAAUGCUUUUUGAUUGCUAGCGAUUUUUCGCAUGUUAAGAAUUGCAUGUGUGUUGAUCUGGGUACACACACACACACAAGUUUAAGAGUUUCCUUUAUGGCAAAGUAUAAGAUCACUGUGUGUGUGUGUGUGUGAUGAUAGUCUCUAUCAAUAUCUGGGAUCACGCUAGAGAUCAUACUGCACGGAACGGAUGUUUCAUUUUUUGAGCUUGAAAGUAUCCAUCCUUUGUGUGGCUUUUUAAACCUGAUUAGAGAGGAGUUCAGAAUUUUACCAGAAGAAGAAUAAAGUUUCCCGACGUUGUCUAUCCACUAAACGCAUGAGUUAAACUACCAAGCUUAGCUUUGGAUGUUGAUGAUUAAUUGCAAUGGAUUCAGUCACUCAUUGUAUUGAGUCUGUUCUAUCACAGUCGCCUAUAUUUGUAAUAGUUAGGAUUUAUAGUUCCUGUCAUCUGUCGAAUAGGUAUUGGAAUUGAGAUUCUGAAAUUUUCAUUUUACAGAAUUUAGGGUGAUUUGAUCACCAUGUUAAAUCACGUUUCCUACUUACCAAACUUGCCCCACUCCAGUUUUAUUUUAUUUUCAAAUGUGGAAUGGCUAUGUAAAGAUUCUACAUUGUUAUUCGAUCCGAUCCAACCAGCGCUUAUAUAAUCAGCCACACUCAAAGAGGAAGGUAGAAACUGUGUAUGUAUCUUUUAUUUCACUAAAAGCUAAAUAAUCAUUCUUACGACUGAUAUGUGUAUAUAAGUUGUGAGAGUGACUCAGACAGGGACAUAUGAAUGAUACAUUUAAGUAGAUAAAUAAGCUACUUACAGUAACUGUUGGGAUGAUCCAGAAAACUCUCGCAAAAGCCAAUAAAGGCUCAGGAAACACUAAGAUGUAUUUUAUCCAAUCAGGGUCCAGUAGAGGUUUAGCCAGAAACAUCAAGAAAGUGAAAAGUCAUAUGUAGAGUUUCUAAUUGGCUGAUUACUAUGCUGCUACUAUGUUAAGUAUCAUUCCAGAAUUUUCGAGAAAACCAAGAACAUCUAAAAUACUAUAAAAACCCCAUAUUUUCUGUAUUCAAAGGAACCUUUGGAGUAAAGUGCUUCUCGCAUAUUUUACGCUUGUAUAGUUCUAGCUUGAUGGUUACGAAAAUAGCUUAGGAACCGGAUCUACCGUUCAAUUAACAAGACUUAUCAGUAACCCCCUUGCCCACACUUUCAUCUUACCCACCAUGUAGUCUUGAAACCACGUGAUACGUUUGGGAUUGCUCAGGAAAACCGCAACGUCACUAAAACAAUAAAACAACUGUAGACUGUAAUUUUGGGAAAUUCCAAAGGAUGUGUUCUACAAUAAAAAAAACGUGUAUUACCACAAAUAAGUAGACGCAUAUUUUGAAGGGAAUACAUUUGAGAAAUGAGAUUUUCGUGAUCUCAGUUCAUUCGGUUCAUUGAACAGAUCACAAAAUUUUCACAGUACUUUAUUCAAUGAUAUUACUUGAUAGUUAACUAUCACUAUAACCAUUCAUGCUUAUGCGUUUAUAAAUGUGUGUGUGUGUGUACAUAUAUAUGUGCUUGCACUACGCUGUUCAUCUCUGCUUUUAUACCGCUUAAUUAAUUAACAUUUUGCAUGCGAUUUUUUAAUUGUUUCUGUGACUGAAUUGAUUGAUUAGGCGCUUCUUACUUUUUGUUACUGUAAUAUUGAAUUAACAUAAGAGAUUUGAAUUAUCAAAUGGUUUAGUUGUGUUAUCAUUUACAGUAGUAGAAGUUUGUCAGUUUAGAUUGGAAUCAUUGACUCUGCGUGUUUGUUUGUUUGUUUGUUUUUUGCAUAUGGAGUGUAGUUUGUUAGUGGGAAAAAGUUUUGAAUCAUUUGUAAUCUUAAUAGUUGAGAUCAUGAACAUCAUAGAAAACCUUGAAACACUGGAGACCGUUUUAUCCUACUGUGGGACUCCUCAGCAGUAGGCAUCCACAAUCCCGCCUCGCGAGAUUCAAACCCAGGACCUAUCAGUCUCGCACGCGAGCGCUUAACCUCUAGAAUUUUUAGCAAUACAUUUGUAUAUCUUUUUAGAAAGUUAUCGAACUGAUAUUGUUUUCAACACAUAAACUCCUCUAUGAAUUUUAAUACUCAAAAAAAAAACACAUCAGAAAUCUAAUCCAACACAAGGAGGAACAACAAACUUGUGUUUACGAAAUCAAAUGUAAUAAUUGUAGUGCUAUUGAUGUAGGUGAAAUAUCAUGACAACUGAAUUUGAGGGUGAAAGAACACAAAGUGUACUUAAAGCAUAUUCCUAAAUCAUCAAAUGAUAUAAGAAAACUUAGAAACAAAUCAGCGAUAGCAUUACACUCGAUAAAAUUGAGUCAUACAAUUGAUUUCAAUGUCACAAGAAUCCUUCAAAAAGGUUUUCAUUCUUACAAAGAAAGACUAACAGUCGAAGCAAAUCUAAAUAGUAUUAAUAGGAGAGAUGGAAUACAAUCAGCUGUCCCAUGGCAACUAAUAAUUUAUAAGUAAACUUGAACUCUUUAUUCCAUUUAACCUAUCACUUAUUAUCCACUGAUCAAAGACGAUAAAUAGUCAGUGAGAUUUCUUCUAACAUCUCAGAUCCACUUACGAAUACACACAAUCUGUCAUCGUUUCACACCACAUAUCUCAUACACACUAAAGCAAAUACCUACUUUAAGUAUAAUUUGAUGACCUAUUUAGUAUAUUGUUAAUCAAGGAUCCUUGUCAGUCAGCUACAACGUAGGACCAGCCACAUAUAUGCAUCGGUCCAAGUUACCAUACCUCAUUAGCACAACAAGAUGUACAUCGAAUUCAUAGAUGUGGUUAAUUCAGUGUUAGUAAUUUAUAAAAGAUAGAUUGUGUAUAAGGAUAUAGUGCAAGAAGAAAGAAUUAGAAAAAAAAGGGUUUGGCCGCCCCUAAGUUUCCUCCAGCCGUCUCCAACAAGGAACGUUUUACCUAUUUGUAUUCGAUCAUUUUGAUUAUAUUUCCUUAAAAAGCUUGAACCAGAUUGCCGAACCAAACGUUGGAUUUACUUCAAAUACGAUCGCUGAGAUUUUACAAAUAUAUAUUCACCCUUCUUAAUUGUAUUAUAUAGCUAAACGGCAUGAAAAUAACUGUCAUAGUAUAGUCUUUUUUAAGAUCUUUGAAGAUAGUGUAUAUUCAACGUUCAGCUUUCUUUAAACUUCGGUAAAUUAUAAAUUCCGAGAAAGUAAAAAUUUUUCACAGCUAGAUCCUGAUUUGAUUGAUUUGAACAUAUAAGUAUUGGUACAAGCGGGUACCAGAUACAUAUGCGCCACACAAAUCUCAUUUGAUUUGUGUGAGGGCUGUGAUACUGCCCGGGUGCUUAAACCGAAACUGGAUCCUAGUCGUCAAACUCUUCGGUUGAAUGAUUUCUGUGAAAAUUCCCAUGUAAAUAGGCCUGUUUAUUAUCGAUGCAAUUCAUACAAAGGUAUAAAUUGAAUCUAUGAUACAUCACUGUAUCCUCUUAAAAGUAUAAAAUAGAUGAAUUCAGUUUUAGUCAGUGACAACUAAUCUCUAUUUGGGAUUGCUACAUCAAACUAAAAGCCAAUACAACAGUAUUUCCAACAACAACAAAAAUCAUUCUAAUAUCUUAGUAGUUUAUAUUGUAUGUCAUAUUAACGUUACGACAACUGUCUGAUCCUUUCAAGGAAUAAACUCAAAUACAACGAGAGACAGUUUUUCUUAAGAGUUUCUAUGGACCACUCAAAGCCUUCAAGAUGUACAUAAUUUUAAAGUUUACCAUCUAUAAGUAUGGUAUAUAGUUUGGUGUAAAAUAGUGAAAAGCAUUCGAUAUGAGACAUAAAACUUCUUCUUCUAUACGGUUUGUUUGUAGUAUUGAAGGAACCGAUACUCCCCUUUGAAAUCACAUCAAUGUACAAGCUUUAUUUGUCACAUAUUUAUCUCAUUUGAAGUGUCUCUGUGUUAUGAUAUUGUCGUUCACUGAUAUCACAUGAUAAAAUCACCAAUCAGAGUAUCGAUUUUUGUAACUUUGUAAGUAAACUAACCAAUGACAUGCCAACCAGCACUAGUAGUAUCAAAUUACUACCAAUUCCCUAAAGUCUCUCCUUGUCCUGCCUGUUGAGUCCAGAACACAGUAAUGAGCCUGCACUAUAUAAAUAUCAUAUUUCAAGCAUAUGUACUUUAUAGACAGAAAUACUCGACCACAUCAUACUAGAAAAUAAAAAAUAGAUGAGACUAUAAAUAAUAAACUGGUAAUAGUCAUUUGGAUGAUCGAAAUCUUAUAAUGUAAGGAAUAUAUACACAUGUCCGUUUACUUAAUUAUACAGUAAGAAUAUAUAUAUAUAAUAAUAGUACAUAAAUUAGUUCUGAAAGUUGCUAUUCCUCUAGUCUUUAUUUGGAUAUCAAAUGGUGAAAAUCUGAAAGUACUGGACAGAUGUUUUAUCUUAGUAUGUGACUCCUCAGCAGAUCGCAUUCAUGAACUGGACAACGAUUAAACACUGGACGUUUAUGUCAUCAGUAGAAUCACUGAGUAUGGGUCCAACUGUACAAUUACAGUCAAAAUUGGUAUUCAAUGAAGCAGAGGAAUCCCCUACUAAGAUAAAAUAGUGUCUUAAUUUUGUACUAAUACCUCAACUGAGAUCAAUGUGUAAUGAUUGUAAUCUACAUAUCGGUAUCCCACUAAAUUCACAGUGGUCGAUUCUAACGAACAAUUCAACAACAUGUAAAUCAUACUCUCUCCUUUGUAGUUUAGUUUAGUUAGGAAGGAUCAUUAGCCCUUCUACUAACAAAAUAUGGCUCAAACUCUUUACCUAAUUAAUCAACUAUGUUGCAUAUAUUUCAUGGUUUUCUAAAAUUCUUAUAUACAUAUUUUGAUUAACUGAUAUCAUUAGAUCUGAAAACAUAUUCACUUCGUCCAAUAAUCAAAACUACUCAUCUCAAACAUCUUUACAAUCGAUUAAAUCAUCAUCUACGUUUACAUCUUCCACCUCCACCAUCACCACCACCACCACAACAACAACAACAUCAUCAUCAUCAACAACAACCACUAAAGCAAAUUCACAAUCAUUCAAAAGUUCAUCAAGUCUCCCAAUCGCAUUACAAAUUGUCCAUGACAAUGAAUACAUUACUAAUCAAUUCGAACAAAAUUCAACAAAUGACAAAAUUUUAAAUCAUUCUCUUCAUUCUCAUCAUCAUGAUCAUCAUCAUAAUUCUCUAUUAGUUACAUCACCAUUAUCUAUUCAUCCCAAUAAUCAUUUAAUUGAACCAUCAUUGAGAUCUCAUAUAUCACCACAACGUAGCAGGUAGUUAUUUUUUUUUGAUGAUAAUGAUCAUCACAAUACUGAUGAAAUUUUUCUUAUUGGUUAGCAAUAAACAGUUUUUUUUCUCUCAAUAGUUUACCUCUAGAUCAAUGGUUUGGGUCUUUAGUCGUUCGAAGGUUUAAGUACAGUUUGGAGGUGUAUUGGUUUCAUGUGAAGGGAAAGUGAAUCCAAGAGCAAGAAUAGAGAAUUUGCGCCCAAACUUCUAGUGAGAGAUCGUGGUUUUCAACUACGUUCAUAAUGAGAUAGUUUAUCAUCAAUGGGAUUGAUUAAUAAUGAACUACACUCCAAAUCAGUUAAAAUUGAAAAUGUAGAUCAUUGGUUUCUAGUUCAUUGUUACCAAGAUCAACCAUUCUUCAUUAAUUGACACAGUUAGUAAUAAUUUAAGAAGGAUUAUGGUUGAUUAAUUUAGUUACUGCACGUGUUUUCCAUGAUACUCAAUCAGAUGUCAAAUUGGAUUGUGCAUAUAAAUCGAUAACUAUGUAAGCAAACAAGUUUUAACCUUAAGUGAUUGAUAGAAACCGACCGAAGUAGAAUCCAACUCUUUACACCAUCGAGUCAGUGGGGUGGGAGUUUUUCUAAAGCUUGUUUUAAUUCAUGUCAGUACAUGUGGUCGGGAUAAACCUUAUUGCUAAAGCAAUCAACGCUACAUAAUGAAUCGGUUCUUCACUUUAAAAAAUGCAUUUUUGAAAGAAUAGUCUUUUAUCAUAGAUAUUGAUUCUUUGCGAUCAUAGGUCAGAGCUUUUCAUUUAAGAAUCCACAACUCAGUAAGGUUCUGUUGAAUAACAAUUAUAUUUUUUUGCCGAUCUUAUUAUCCUGUUAGAUCUGUUUAAUCAUAUCAAUAUUGUUAGGGAUCAAUGAGUCAGUGGUAAAAUUGUAGUCACUAAAAGCAAAUAAAUAGUACAACUAUGCCAACUUUAUUAUAAACUGGAUAACUACAGUGUAGUAAAAAUAUCUUCUUACUUACUUAUGCCUGUUACUCCUAAUGGAGCAUAGGCCACCGACCAGCAUUCUCCAUCCCACUCUGUCCUGGACCUUCUUUUCUAGUUCCAUUCAAUUUGUGUUCAUUUUUCUCAUGUCUAUCUCUAUUUCCCGGCGUAAUAUGUUCUUUAGUCUUCCUCUUUUCCUUUGGCCUUGAGGAUUCCAUAUGAGGGCUUGUCUUUUGACACAAUUGGGUGCUUUCCUCAAUAUGUGUUCUAUCCACUUCCAGUGCUUCUUCCUGAUUUCUUCCUCCGCUGGGAUCUCGUUUGUUCUCUCCCACAGUAGGUUGUUGUUAAUAGUGUCCGGCCAACGGAUCCGAAGUAUUUUGCGUAGGCAAUUGUUAAUAAACACCUGUAUCUUCUGGAUGAUGGCUUUUGUAGUUAUCCAGGUUUCGGCCCCAUAUACAGUAGAACUGUGUUGACAUUUGUAUUGAAAAUUCCGACCUUGGUGUUGGUUGCCAAUUGUUUUGAGUUCCAGAUGUUCUUCAGUUAUGAAUAUGUUGCUCUUGCUUUGCCGAUUCGCGCUUUCACAUCUGCAUCAGAUUCACCAUAUUCAUCAAUGAUGCUGCCCAGAUAUGUAAAGGCGUUUACAUCUUCCAAAUCUUCUCCGUUAAUUGUGAUUGGAUUGUUGCAUGUUGUGUUGUAUCGGAGAAUCUUGCUUUUCCCUUUGUGUAUGUUGAGAUUUACUGCUGCUACACUGGUUGUCUUCUCCUGCAUUUGUUAUUGCAUGUGCGAUAGAAGAGCCAGAUCAUCUGCGAAGUCUAGAUCGUUCAACUGCAUCCUAGACGUCCACUGUAUCCCGUGCUUCCCUUCAGAUGUUGACAUCUUCAUGAUCCAGUCGAUCACCAGGAGAAAGAGAAAGGGUGAAAGUAAGCAACCUUGCCUGACACCGGUCUUUACUUCGAAGGAGUUUGUCAACUGUCCUCCAUGAACGAUUUUGCAGUUUAAUUCAUCAUAGGAAUUCUGUAUGAUAUUGAUUAAUUCCAGUCUAAUCUAUAGCUUAGUCAAUGACACUGGAGUGUUAGUUUGUAGAAAUCGUAUCUAAAUCGACAAUUGUGUAUCUAUGUGCUAAUAUAGUAUGGCAACUCGGACUGAUGUACGUACGUACGAAAUUCUACAUUGUUACUGAGUAAUAAAAAUGCAAUUGUGUAUCAUUUGGAUUGUAUAUCCACUCAUAAUUUCGUAAUUUCUAAACGAUAAUUCCUUUUAAAAUUUGACUUCCUUCGGAAUCUAAUCAGAUAAUUACGAAUUCAAGCAUUUUACAACAGGUCUAUGAGUUUAUCUUGUGGAAACAUACAUUUUUAUACUAAUACUAAUCAGUGAUAUAUCUAUUAAAGUCAGUCAUAAUCAGGAUAUGACUUGGCAUAAAUACACAUCUGUCCAAAUUGCACUCCGCUCACUUCACAAGGUGAAACUAACAGGAUACAUUAGUGAAGUUAAGAUUAUACUAGUGUUUAUUAUAGUAAAAUCGACUAUACAUAGAAACUAUCCCAAUCUCCCAAGUUUGGGGAAAUUUUGGAGAAAAACCCCAAAUGUAGGGGAAUUUUGGGGAAUUUCCCCAAAGUUUACUAUAGCAGCUUCCCCAAAAUUGGGAGCUCUGGAUUUCUCUAAGCGAAGCAAUGAAUUCGCGAAACAAGUGUACGAAAUAAAAGUAGCGAAAAAUGAAUAGUUUAUCUGUACCAUUGCGGUCGGUUUCGACCAGUGUUCACCAACUUUACUAUCCAUCAACCAUGAUUCUCACUCAAAGCCCAACCAAAUAGUCUGCACUUGCCAACAACUCGUACUCUAACAAAAAUUAUUGAAUUUAUAAACUGGUGCCACGUACUAGUUUAAUCGCUCAUUGCUUCCCUCCAAUCUAAUUUUUUACUCGUCAGCUGUAUGUUCCGAUUUAGAACAUUACUAGAAUACUCUUAAUAGGUGGAAAUGAAAUGUCAUGGUUUAUGUAAUAGUUUUCUUAGAAAAUUUGCUUAUUUUUAGUAAAAAUUUCUACCUUUUAACUAAGUUUAUUUUGUAUACUAAUUUUUGUCUAGUCCGAACCCCCCAAUUCAUUUAGUUGUAUCGCAAUCUUUUAGAAAAUCGCCGGCGCCACCACCACCACCACCGAUGACAUCAGCCAAGUGUGUAAAUAUAAUCCCAGUAAGAAGUUCAUUAACAAAAUCUACUACAUUGUCACAAACUCCUGUCACAACGACAAUCAAAGAAAUUGACACUACUGCUAUCAGUGCUUUGAAUCAUGAAGAUCUAUCCUGUCAUAAUCACUCUGAUAAAUGUAAUAAUUUUGGGGGUGAAUUCGAUCAAACAUGUUUACCACAUAUGUCUUCUGAAUAACACUAUUUGUACUACUCUCUAUUCUGCCAGAUCUUCAAUGCAUUAAUACAGAAGUACAUAAAUCACAAAAAAUGUACACGUAUCCCAUCUAACUUCAUUGAUUGCUCAAAAAUUUCGAUGUACAAAUUAUUCUACUUAAAUACUUAUAAAUAGUGUAAAAAUGUUUGAAAAAUUAUUUGUCAAAUAGCGUUCAAACCUGUCUUCUUCUUUUUUUGUUUUUUGAGAAAAAAUAUACAUCAUAUUACUUAUAUUUAUGUAUGUACACACUAACUGUGUAGAAUAUACUUAUUCUUAGUCUGUUUUUGAUCGAUCAAGGUAUCUCUUUCAUGCUGUCGUACUUGUUUGUUCCUUUUGUUUUUUUGUUUUUUUUCAUUGGAAAUAAUCUCAGUAUCUGUAUUGUACGUCACAAUGAGAGUUAAAUAAAUUGUAUUAUGAUGUAUAUCCCAGAUUAUUUAAAGGUUGAUUGGUUAGUCAAGUCUUUUUCUAAGGUGUAUACUGACUUCCCAAAUAAUAAGAGAUCGUUUUGUUUUUGUCUCCAAUCGUUCGUUCGCAAAUUCCCAACAUUAUCUCAUGGAAAAUUUAUUGAAACUGUAGUACUGAGCAUUCCCCCCCCCCAGUAAUUUUGACUUUGAUACAGUUAUUUUUUGUAAAUAUAAAGUCUGGAAAUAAA
This is a messenger RNA of Schistosoma spindalis, 11401 nucleotides long. The record is from the annotation of a GenBank genome assembly. Lineage: Eukaryota; Metazoa; Platyhelminthes; Trematoda; Strigeidida; Schistosomatidae.